AGUCUUCUGCUAUCUGUGUCUUCGAUCAUUCAGAAGUUUUGUCUGACGUCCACACCCGCUAUUAUGUUGGAUGAGCACUCGUAUUUUUUCGCAAAACGAUUUGAAGUACUCCUGUAGUAAGACUCGGAUAGUCUUGAGGACUCAGACCUUCGUUGCCUAGUCAGCGACGUCAUCGAUGCUCGUGCAGUGAUGGUUUUUUUUUUGAAUUGGCAAUGAGUAAGACCAGGGGAUGCAGCUUCCCCAAUCAAGUUGCCAGGAAACCACUCAUUUUGGCAUAAGGAGACAAGUCUCUAUGCUUCUAAGGCCUACUUGAUUGGCAAUGAGUAAGACGGUUUGGAGUUUUAUUAAGACAUUGCCAGAGCUAACUUCUAGUUGUGCAGCUGCAAUAUCUAAUACUAUGUCGCAUUAGAUGGUAUGUAGCAUGAUGAUGCUGGCGAGAACACGUGAGGAGGUGGGGAGCUCAAUACAAACUACUGUCCGACGGAAGAGAGAACUACGGCUACGUCAACACAAUGGCGGCGCUGGGGCAGCAGCAGGGGAGCAAGAAAGAGGGUACCAAGAACAAGCGAGCAAGUUCUACUAACAACACAGGCAAAACGUCGCCGGAUUCGUCCGAUAAAAGGGAUGCUUUACUGUCCCAGACGUUUCUGCGGCUAUGCGGUCUUUCCGGAGACGUUGUGGAGCUGCCACUUCCACAGAUACAGCACUGUACAACGGUUGGAGAACUCCGCUUCUUUGUAGCUCAGCAUGUGUGGCCACGAAGGCCGCCACCUUCGCUCGUUAUAUUGCAAGCACUGCGGCCUCUGCCAGGAAUAUCGGACAAACGGCACGACAAGGAUGCUCCACCGGCAAGCAAUGAUGACGACGGUGGCGACGAUGAAGCUGGCUAUUUCGAAGAGGUCGAACUCGAUGACGAUCAACCAUUUGAUGCAACAGCCUUCAUCGUACCUAGCGCUCAUCUGCCACGAGUUAACAAGAAUAGAGGGAUUAGUGGGCAGACUUGUGCAGAUGAAAGAACCGCAACGCAAGAAAGCGACGAACCCCAUCUUCGCGUUUUGAUUCGACAACCCGCACCCGAAAUACUAGCGGUUUUCCAGAACGAGGAUAACAACAUUAGCUGUUGUACAACAGCCUCUUUUGACAAAGACUACACUGAACAGGACCCUCGAGGUGUUAUUGACGAUGGACAGGAGGACUUCGACUACUUUGACUAUGAAGGCGUUCCUCGUGACCAUGAUUCGGAGCGGGCGAUGGCUCCGAGUCCGGGUUCUUCGUGGCGCUGGGUCGUUUCGCAGUUGAUCCGUAUGGCGAGUGGUGCUUUGCCGGAUGACUCCGACGCUGGAUGGACCCACAGUUUUCAGCGGUGUCGUGAAUUUGUGUACUGGCAUGAACAACAUCUGUGUUCUGAACAUCCAGAAGUGCUCCUUUUUUUGGCCGAGAACGCCAAUGCCUCAACUGGUGGAACGGCGGGAGGCCAACGCCGAGGAAAUGGUGGCGCGGCGACGCACCUGGACAUACCGUGGAGCAUCAUGCUGCUGGCUGUGGUAGAAAGAAUAGCCGACAAAAUGGGCUUCAACGAGCAGGGAGUAUCGUCUUCAGGUAAUUCUUGCAAGCUGUCAGUCAAAGUGGACACGGCAGCUGCAAAGACUGAUGACAAUGACGGAGCGGAGCAUGUAUCUGUGAUGAACGAAUCGAAGAUUGAAGGAACUAUAUGGCACAAUAUCAGCGAGCAGAAAGCAGUUUGCCUGACAAACAACUCUUUUAACGGGCGCGCGGGUGCUGCGCUAAGUGCGUUCUUUCGAACUGAUGGCCUGCAGGCGGCAGGUGGAGAGGUCGCACUGGUGAGCGUUUUUCACGCCGUUCUGCGUGGCUUGCUUUGUUUUAAGAAGGAACCGACUUCGCUAGAGCCUGCAAAGGUGCGGCCGAUGACAAAUGACGGUGUUGCUGCUCCUGUUCGUGACAACAACGCUAGCGGAUCAAGCUCCAGUGCAUCGAUCGUCCGACUAUGCCAUGCCAUUCUCUGUAGCAUGCUGUCUGUUGCGCCCGGCCGCGUUCUCAAUGUCUCCGGUGCUUACAUACGUGGCACGCACCUUUUUGUCGACAGCGAAAUGGACGAAAAUCAAAAUUUGAUGUCAAAUUCUGAUCUCCACGCAGCCUCAAAUAUGACGCCAACAUCGGGGAACAGUGCUGGAACGCCUUCGUCUGCUGGUGCAGAUAGAAGUAGAACGAUUCUGGGACUCAGGUUGCGAACUCCGGGAUGCGCCGUAACGAAGGAGUGGAGCAACGUGAUUCCAACGCUUUUUCUAGACCCCGACUGCGCCGCCGCUGUCCUGCGCAACCCCGAAUUGGAUACGCAGACGACGCUGCUACAAAUCGCCGCCGGUGGAGCUGAGCGCUCGCGAACCUGUUUGCUGUCCGCCGCUGUGACCGCACAGCUGCCAACGUGUCUGGAAAUCGUGCGUCGACUGCAAUUGCGUGGCGGGAAGAUGACUUCAUCUCAUACAAACGUCGACUGCACCAGCAGCGGGCACGAAAAAGACGAGCCUACAUUGAAACAGGGCCAGCCAAUAGGUUCUGCUCAGAUGAAUCACGCGAUCCCGAAGCAGCUCGUGCGCAAGUACUUGCGUGUACGAUACACGACCUUACCGGAACCAGCUAAUUUUUGUUUUCGAAAAUUUCCUAUGCAACCGCUUUCCCAAUUGUUUGGAAAAAAUGCGGCAGAAAUAUGCGAGUACAAUAUGAGCAGAUGCGGUCAUCAGGCGGACGAGUGGCUUCAAUUGUUCCAGUGUCUCAUAAAGCUGGAGCGAGAAGCAUGA
Amoebophrya sp. A25 is the source of this 2816-nucleotide messenger RNA. NCBI's taxonomy places the organism in Eukaryota, Dinophyceae, Syndiniales, Amoebophryaceae. The record is from the annotation of a GenBank genome assembly.